Molecule: messenger RNA, 1394 nt
Organism: Durotheca rogersii
Lineage: Eukaryota; Fungi; Ascomycota; Sordariomycetes; Xylariales; Xylariaceae
Product: putative alcohol dehydrogenase
Exons: 2
Coding region: 199-1302 (367 amino acids)
Molecular function (GO): oxidoreductase activity, acting on NAD(P)H
Source: RefSeq, a predicted model, not a curated record
GGGAAUUCGGAUCGUGAAUGCAGUGAUCCGGAAAGGGGCUAUACAGGGGCAGUAAGUAAGGGUCCGGUCCUCCGAUCGAUCGGCGCCAUGCCCGGGAACAGGCUGCCAACGCUACUUAUAGGAGGAGUGGCAGUUGGUUUCCUUGCCCCUAUAGCAUAUACUAGUACGCUGGCCAAUCGCUAGGACCGACCCCCCAAAAUGGCUAUCCAAGAAACGCAGACAGCCGUCAUCCAGUCCGGCGACCGUUCCACUGCCUUGCUUCCGUUGAAGGCCUCUACGGUUCCAGUUCCUAUUCUCCCGUCCGAACACCAUGUCUUGGUACGAGUCCUCGCCGUGGCCCUCAAUCCGACCGAUCACAAGAUGGUGCGGCACUUCCCCAACCCUGGGAACAUGGUUGGGUGCGAUUUCUGUGGCGUCGUCGAGCGUUCGGUUCCGGGGUCCGAGGCGGCUACCACUUUCCCGAUAGGCACCCGAGUCUGCGGCGGGGCGUUCCCAUACAGCCCUGCCUCGCCGAUCAACGGUGCCUUCGCCGAGUGGAUAGCAGCCGAUGCACGAUUGCUUCUCCGAGUGCCCGAUACCAUGGAUGACCUCCAGGGUGCUGCGCUGGGCGGAGUAGGCUGGGGCACCGCAGGACUAGCGUUUUUCGAUCCUGGCGCUCUGAACUUGCCGGGUCGGCCCUCCAACCCAGCACCGGGGACCGAGCCGGUUCUCGUCUAUGGAGGCACCACGGCCUCGGGUACGAUGGCCUGCCAGGUCCUUAAGUUGUGCGGUUACCGGCCUAUUGCCGUAACAUCGACCAAAUCGGCGCCGAUGGCAAUCGAGUACGGCGCGAUCGGCACGGCUGCGUACACGUCGGCCAAGUGCGCCGAGGAGAUCAAGGCGCUCGCGGGGGGCAAGCCUAUCCGGUACGCAAUGGACUGCAUCACGACGGCGGAGUCGGCGGCGACGUGCUUCGCGGCGAUGGCGCGGACAGGCGGGCGCUACGCAUGCCUCGAAGGGCUGCCGCAGGCGGCGCGCACGCGCCCGUCGAUCCGGAUCAAGGAGGUGAUGGGGUUCGAGGGGCUAGGCUUCGACGUCAACCUCGGCGACUCGUCCUACUCGCGCGUGGCGAACCCGGAGCUAUUCAAGGUCACGGCACAGUGGACGGCGGAGAUGCAGAAGCUCGUUGACGCCGCAAAGCUCAAGACGCAUCCGAUCCGCGAGGUGCCUGGGCGGUGGGACGGCAUCAUCCAGGGGCUGGCGCUGCUCGAGAGCGGCGACGUUAGGGGUAAAAAAUUGGUCGUCCGAAUAGUAACUAGAUGAUCAAGUUUGGGGUUGGAUCUAAUUGAUGUGUAUUUAUUGUAGGGAGUUAAGGCAUAACUAAUCCCGAAUACCUGUCUCAUUCUAAAAGGGCU